This is a messenger RNA of Cuculus canorus (common cuckoo), 4634 nucleotides long. RefSeq names its product otoconin 90 (gene OC90). The coding region runs from base 1018 to 2514 and encodes 498 amino acids. Lineage: Eukaryota; Metazoa; Chordata; Aves; Cuculiformes; Cuculidae. Gene Ontology annotation, cellular component: extracellular matrix. Gene Ontology annotation, molecular function: calcium ion binding; phospholipid binding. The record is from RefSeq and is a predicted model, not a curated record. The transcript is spliced from 13 exons. Gene Ontology annotation, biological process: arachidonate secretion; phospholipid metabolic process; lipid catabolic process.
GACUGGGCAGUUGUAGAGUAAGUGUAGGUAAGAGAUAUGGGAUAGUAAACUAUAAAUAUUUAGAGCUUUUAGAUUUAUAACCUCACUUCCUAAUGAAAUAUUACAAGACAUUUUAAUAGAAAUUAAUUCAACCUUUGACCAUAGGGGAACAGAUAAUCAACAUUAGAUACAUAUUUGUAAACUGACAAACAAAUAUUCACUUACGUGGCUGUAAAAACUCUAUGUCUAACUUACUUGGAAAAUCAUUUUACAUUUAGGGUAAACUAUGAUUGUUGUUCAAAAUUAACCUAUUAUUUGUCAUUUAAUGAAUAUUAGUGCAAGGCUUUUAGCUUCAGAAGAAUUCUUUACAGGACAAGCACACCCAGAACUUAAAAGAUCUCUGAACAACAUAGUGUUUAUCAUUAGGAAAACAUAUCAUUAGAUCAGUCUCAACACAGAUUAAAUUUUUGACAAUGAAGGGGGAGAAUUUUUCUGAUGUGAAGCAAAAUAAUAUGGUGGAUUACAGAUUAACUGGGUUCAACAGAAGUACUCCGAGAAUGUCUCUUCAUUUAUACAGUGUUUCACAAUAUCUGCAUUUAAACAUAAUGUGAAAAGUUGUUUAAACUUCUAGUUAGAUCAAGUAAGAUGUGGAAAUUGUUUGCAAAACAGAAGAAAAUGGUAUACCAUUUUAUUGCUAAAUUGACUUUCUCUGUCUAUGGCAAUUUGGCAGACCCUGUUGACUCACCUAAAGCAGUAUCAAAAUAAAUAUUGUUAAUCAGGUUUAUAGAGGACUACGGUAAUAUUUGAAAGAUACAUAAGGCUCAUUAUUUCUGUAAUAUGUGCAUUUACCAUGAUAAGGGUAAAAACUGAAUUGCAUCAAGAAGGAAUAUGGCCAGCGUACAAAUGAAUGAUUUUUCUAAGCUGAUGCCUUCUCACUCCCAGACUGAAGAGAUAAUAUUCUGCCUAAUAUUUUAUUUAACUCACUAGGCUCACCAAUCUGCUGUGUGACUUUUUCUGUGGGUCUGGAUUUAACAAAAAAUGAUUGUAAUUCUGCUGAUGUCUAUGUCAAUGCUCUUGUACAGUGGUGGCCAAGUAGCGGAGCUGCCAGCAUUCCUGCCAGAGCUUCUCAACACACCUGAAAGAAUCUUGAGCAAUGCCACAUUCUUCAAUGGAGUCUUUCAAAAUGUGGAAAGCGUUACACUGUUUUUCGACUGCCUGGGUUCUCACUUCACCUGGUUACAGUCCAUCUUCACUAACUUCCCUGCCCUGCUCAACUUUGUAAACAAAAUGAAGUGUGUUACUGGGUUUUGCCCCAGGGAUUUUGAAGACUAUGGUUGCUCUUGCCGGUUUGAGAUGGAAGGUCUCCCCAUGGAUGAAGCCGAUAAUUGCUGUUUCCAGCAUCGCAAAUGCUACGAGGAAGCAGUGGAGAUGGAGUGCACAUGGGAUCCAUCAAAGAUUUCCACAGACAUCAGCUGCUCUACUGAAAACCUGACCUGUGAGUCUGAGGAUCCCUGUGAACAAUUCCUCUGUAACUGUGACAAAGAUGCCAUUGAAUGCUUUGUGAACACACAUAUUAACUCUUCCUUGAAUGGGCUGGAUGUCUCCUUCUGUCCAUCUCUGGUUACAGAAACAACCAGCAAGAAAGACAUGACAACACUUCACAUGAAGGAGUUCCUUCAUCGUGGGACUGGGAAAACACAAGCUGCAACUGCAUCCAUGGAAGAAGCAGUGAUUUCUUUUGAGCCCACUGUGGUGGUCCUGGGGAAUUCCAAGGCUGGAGAGGAAGGUGGAUUUAUGGAAGCUGUAGUCUCAGUGGAAGAGAUAACCACCUCCCCAGCCUCAUUUCCAGGAGAUAGUAACUCAAUGCAAGUUAAAAAUAAGUAUCAAAAUGUCGCCACUGAGAAAAUACCUGUGGGUACAUCUGCAAGGACAAAAGAAAAAGCAUGUGAGCGAUUAACCUUUCUGCAAGAGAGAGGAAAUGGAAGAGCAAAGAGGGAGCUGCCCCAGCUAGGAGAAAUGCUAUACUGUUUAACUGAGCGAUGCCCAGAGGAGUUUGAGUCUUAUGGUUGCUACUGUGGCCGAGAAGGAAGAGGUUAUCCUUCUGAUGCACUGGACAGGUGCUGCUUCUCUCAUCACUGUUGUCUGGAACAAGUUAAGAAACUUGGAUGUCACGCAGAAAGAAGUUCAAGAUCAGAAGUUGUAUGUUUUGAUCAUAAGCCAAAAUGUAUUGGUUGGACCAUAUGUGAGAAACUACUAUGUGCCUGUGAUGAGACAGCAGCCGGGUGCAUGGCUUCUGCCUUCUUCAAUGAAAGCCUUAAGUUUCCUCACAGCCAAGAGUGCCAAGGGGAGAAAUUCUCAUGUCAAAGAGUCCCAUAUGAAAGGCCUUCAGUUGGCACAGAAACAGGCACUGGGAUUUCCAGCUCUGAAGAGAGCAGUGAGGAGGAAGGCCCACUGCGGAGCGUAUUCAGAAGAGCAAAGAGAGAGGCGUACCACCCUGUUGGAAACUCCAGAGCUAUGCAGCAUGAAGGCAGAUAACCAACCACCACUACGCACUUGAGAAAUGGCAUGGAGACUUUCAUAGUCAGGCAUUGCGUACCUUAUUCUUUCACUCUGCAUCACACAAAUGAUGUAAUCAUAGACUAGGUAUUAAAUGUUAGGCUAUAUAAUGCCUUACCAUAGUGAAGUCAGCACUACAGACCACCCAUUUCAGUCAGAUAUUACCUUAAAUAAUCAUUUAACAGAAUUCUGUAUAGUUUCGUUUGAUUUCUCUUUAAGAACUCUUCUGAUCAAAGACUGAUUUUUGUUUCCUGUGUAGCUGGUUCAGACUCGAUCUUCAGAUUUUUAAUUAAACCUAUCUGCAACUACUCCAAUUCCUUUUGCAGACAUUCUUCCUUUAUUGAACUUAGCAAGAAACAUCCAGAAGAAAAGCUGAGGUAGUUGCACGAAAAUGAAUAUCUGCUUCCCUUCUUAUCUAAUUGCAAUUUUCAACUCACAGAGUCUCUGCUGGUCAAUCAGAUAAUGACAAUAAAAGACACAUUCCUCGUCCCCGUGCAGUGUACUAUGCAUGGUUAUCUCCAGUUCUGAGAGAUUUCAGGAUGAAAGGAAACACAGAACUUAAAGGUUCUGCUUCCCGGAUUCAACUAAACCACAUGUAUUCUGAAAUACGUAAUGUAAAGCUGGAAUAAUGGUUUUUGCUUUUUAGUGAACCCAAGUUUGUUUGCUUCUUUUUAAUCCAAACUCACCACUUCUAAGGUUCACCAGUUAUCAGAUAACAGUAGUAGAAAAGUCUAUGUACAUCCUUUUACUUCAUAAAGUGCUGAUUUAUGUUUUGAUCAUAAAAUACUGCCACAAGAAGUAAAAUUACUAGACUAUGACUACUGUUAACAAAGCUAAACAACAAAUCCCAGCUAGGGUCAAAAUCACUAGCACUUGUUAUUUUGAUGCAAAAGGUACACAUAUAUUUUAAACUGAUUGACUACUCAUCUUUUGACCUGCCAUAACUGACUUUGUGCUGUGUUUGCAUCACUCAUGAGAUCUUUAAAAGCUUAGAAUUGUGAUUCCCACUCUUUUAUUCAGUUGAAUCCUAUUGGCCUUCCUUUAUCUUAUUCACUUCAACUGCAUUCUUGAUUCCCAGUGCUAUAUUUCACUCCUUAGGAAGCAGUGACAGCACCUUGCUCUCCAUCAGCUUCCCCAGUGCUGGGCACAGAGAGAAACAAAGACCAACAACCCCACCACCACUGCCUUUGAGUUCAGAGUUUGGGUUUAGUUCUGCACUACAUCUCACUAUAACUUCCCAGACAUCUCGCACAAUAGAACCAGAAAUCAAAACAAGGUAGAUUUACUUUUCAGUUGAGGUGUCUUCAGAGGUUAACCAUCACAGAAUGCAACAGCUCAAGUACCACAUUACCUGAGACACUUGGAUGCUGAAUUGUACAAGUCUGAGCCUGCAAACCUACAGUAGGAUUAAAAAAUAUGUUAACAUUGGUGUCAAAAUUUACCUACUUUGCGCAAUGUUCUUCAGAAGUUCAACUUCAAAUGAUGUGUCAAGGAGCUGCAUUUGUUUGUGUAACCAUGAACAUCCAGAAACAAAUUAAUAAUAGACUUGAGGAUCAAGUCAUACCUGUUUCACUUACUCCUGGAACUAGAAAGUCUCUAAGAAUAAUCACAUUUAAUGCUUCAGUUUGCUUAACAAAAGAAACAAAAAUUGUUACUAUUAACUGAAAGAAAUACAUAAAAGCAAAAUAAUCAUUUUACAAUAUAAUUUUAUGGAAAAAAAAUACCAAAAUUUACCUCACUUUCUAAUCUUCUCUUAGAUUAAAAGAUUUAAAGGAGCUAUAACUGAAACUAGAGGUCAGUCACUGAGGGAAGGUGCUCCAAUGCCAGCCUGUUCCACAACAGGGCAGGUUUCAGUCAUAACCAGUCUAUUAAUACAUGGUUCCAUGGCUGGUGUCACCAGCACAAUUUUGAGUUUUAAGAUAACGGGAUGGUCUACACAGCACAAGGCCUGCUGGGGUUGUAUGGGAUUCACCUUUCUCAAAGUGGGAAGAAAGUCUUUGUUCGUGAGCUAGUAGUCAUGGCCAGAGCUUCAAACGAGACUUGAUGAGGGAGGGGGAUAAUAUCAGGCUCAUAUGGGCUGAUGCAUCAAGGUUAGAGGG